GUGGAAGAAUAAUGGAUGCUUUUUAGCACAGUUAAACAAAAGCACAAUAAAACAGUCACUGAUAAAGAUGAGUCACUACAAGUGUUUUACUUACUCAGAUAAGAUUGAAAUUCUCUCUAGUCAUUUACAAUCUCAAGGACAUGAAGUUUAUGUCGUUUCUCGUUAAAGGAAUUCGCAGUGUAACAAGAAAAACACUGAUUACUGAGUGUUUAUUUGUAGGUGGGACUUUCCUUCUUCCGUAUGCUGUUUAUUCAAAGAAAGAACUUUUAAGUAAAAGACUAUUUGUACGUGCUGCGUGCGCUACUAGAUUUGCUCCUCAAGGAUCUGUUGUUAGUGAGACUAAGUCACAUGCUCUAUUUCUGACCAUUCACUUGGAUCCCCAGGCAUCACCGCAAGAAUGUUUGAAGUCUAUCGGACAAAUCAAGAAAUAUGUUGAUGCAAUUUGUCCACCUGACUCACGAAGUGAAGAAGAUGAGAUUCUAUACGGUGUUGGCUUUGGAUUUGAAUUUCUACAAAAAAUUAACCCUAAUUAUCAGUCUAGAGGAAUUAAUAAUUACGAAUACCGUGAACGGUCAGGAAACCUUGGUAAAUUACCUAAAACAGAUGGAGAUAUAUUUAUUCAUGCUAAAUGUCAUGAAUAUGGUAAAUUGUUUGAAUUGACACAAGCUAUUAUCAAUAAUUUACCAAAUGGAUCUGUAAUCAAAUUUGAAGAUAUCUACGGAUGGGUUUAUCGUAAUGGACGAGAUUUGAGUGGUUUCAUUGAUGGCACAGAGAAUCCGGCAGAUCCUGAUGAACGAGCUGAAGUGGCGAUCAAUACAAAGACCGGUGGAAGUUACGCUGUUGUUCAAAAAUGGGUUCACAAUAUGGAUAUGAUUCAGACAACAAAAGAUCACACCAAAGAAGGAUGGAUUGGUCGAACAUUGAAAGAUAGUAUCGAGUUGAAGAACAAACCUAUUACUUCUCAUGUCGCCAGAAUGGUUGGAUAAAAUAAUUAUAUUCUAAACCAAUGGUGCACGUAGGCCCCAGUAUCCUGAGGGUACAAUUUUCAUUGGUCACAGGCUACCAUGGGACUUCAUCUCUUGAUGUUGCUCUAAUACCUUGUGGAUCAGACCUUUAUGUCGAAGACUCCGGGUGUCCCCUCCUGAGAAAACCACGUGCUUCGGUUUGAGCAUCCGUAGAGUAUCAUAGCCCAAACUCAAAUCAAGUGACUUGUGUGGAGCAUAUGUAUUCGAUGCACCUUUUUACCAAUAUUUAUGUGUUCGAUUGAAUAAAUAAAUAAAAAAUUGAAGGAAAUUAUUCAAAGAUUUGUUUAAUUUUCAACAGAUUCCAGACUGCAGGUAGUUCAUAUCAUUUAACACUAUAAUAUACCUAUUUUUUAUAUCCUAGUUUUCAGUAAUUUUGCAACUUCAGUUCCAUCUGCUUGUAUGUCUUUCUGUUGGCGUUAUAUCCCACAAGGUAGACAGCUCAAUUGUAAACCUUUCGUUACUAUUGUGAACAGUUUCUUGAGCAUCCAACUCGUGUAAAUGUAGGCGAAACCAAAUUCUGUAACUCCGAGAACACUAUACCAUCAAAACUAUUCAUCUGAACUUCAAAUUUUUCCCAUCAAUUACUAACAUAUUCGAAGUGUGGUUCUGUACUUUUACUUCAGCAGGGUGUAUUUCAUAUUUUAUAUUUUUAAACUUAAUAAUAUGAUCUUUGGUAUUUGUUUUUUCUUACAAUAAUUAGCUGCAGAUUAUGAUGCUCCAUCAAAGUACAAAAUAGUUCGACAAUCUCAACCAUACGGAACUUUAUCCGGCGAUGCUGGUCUACUAUUUAUUGCAUAUGCAGCUGACACAAAAAAUUUCGAUUUCAUGUUGGAUCGAAUGACUGGAGGUAGUGAAGAUCGAAAAAACGAUGAUGUAAUGCGUUUUACCAAGUGUGUCACUGGGAAUUAUUGGUAUUUUCCUAGUGUACCAGAAUUUGACCGUUUAGUUGGCGGUGGUCUAUGGGGAUUUUGGCGACAAUAAAAUCUAAUAUCUUAUUUUAUUUUAUUUGUAAUGAGUAAACAUAUUUAAAUGAAAUUUAUAACCUAAUUUCCACUUUGUUCAUGAUCUAUUGAGAUGUAGCGUAAUUGCGUAUGUAGAUGGCAUAGUUCAGUUUAGUUUUUUUAAAGAAGCACUGACUUUAUUUAGAAUGCUCUAACCUCAGUGAAUAACAACAAAAAAUAACUAGAAUGUUUCCUAUCGA
This is a messenger RNA of Schistosoma intercalatum, 2226 nucleotides long. NCBI's taxonomy places the organism in Eukaryota, Metazoa, Platyhelminthes, Trematoda, Strigeidida, Schistosomatidae. The record is from the annotation of a GenBank genome assembly.